Molecule: messenger RNA, 724 nt
Organism: Venturia canescens
Lineage: Eukaryota; Metazoa; Arthropoda; Insecta; Hymenoptera; Ichneumonidae
Gene: Tbca
Product: Tubulin binding cofactor A
Exons: 2
Coding region: 224-580 (118 amino acids)
Biological process (GO): tubulin complex assembly; post-chaperonin tubulin folding pathway
Cellular component (GO): microtubule cytoskeleton; cytosol
Molecular function (GO): beta-tubulin binding
Source: RefSeq, a predicted model, not a curated record
ACAACAUAACCUCGGAAGUCGAUAAAAGCGUGGAGUGUGGAGCGUGGUUGAGCUUGUUUCACAAGAAUCAGACAGACUUCUGGACAAGAAUCCAGACAGGUUUUCUUUCGUCACUUCAUGUAACCUUAUAAGGAGAAAAGUGUUUUAUCCUUACCGCACAAAAGCUAAGAUACUUCGAUUACGUGAAUUAACAAUAUUCAAAGGGGUAUUCAUUAAUAGAAAAAUGUCCGAUCCGCGUCUGCGUACGCUGAAAAUAAAAACCGGUGUCGUAAAGCGUCUCGCCAAGGAAAAAAUUUCGUAUGAAAAAGAAUCGGUCCUUCAACGCGAAAGAGUACAGAAAUACAAGGACCUUGGCAAGGACGGUCACGAUAUCAGAAAGCAGGAAGAAGUAUUGCAGGAAUGUUUGAUGAUGGUACCAGAUUGUCAGCGACGUUUGGCCAAGGCUUUUGAGGAAUUGAAAAAAAUCCUAGAAACAGAGCAAGACCUCAAAGAGACAGAGCCAUAUACUGAAGCUGAGAAAGUGUUGAGCGAAGCUUCGAGUGAAUUGCCCAAAGAACCGGAAUUACUAUUAAUGAGUUAAGGAAGACGGAAAAAGACAAAAUAAUUCCUUAUCUCGUACAUUCGCAUUUACUAAAUUAACACAAACGCAGAUAACACAAAGCAGCACACUUUUUCAAUCACGCUUAAGAUUUUUGUAAAAGUAAACACAAUUUAUUAAUUUUUG